AUGCCGGAUGCAAGCCACGAUCCGUUGCAUAUCCGUCGGAACUUUUUCGGCUUCCGUCGGAAACAACAUCGUGUGAUCAAGAACAACCUUGCUCCUAUUGUGCAUACCACUCAUUCGACUGUGUAUUCCGUACAUCUGGCGGUCGUGGAACUCCCAGUGUAUCGAGUCAGAGGAAACGAGCUGCGCGUGAGGCUCAGCACAGCCAAAACAGUGCCAGUCGGCCAUCGCCAUGGCCGGGUGUACGGCCAAGCGGACUGGUCUCCGGGUCUACUAAGAUUUGGCUCCUCCGGCGUCCAUAUCGCACCUAAAACUCCGAGUAUAUCGACUGCACAGGAUAACCAUUACGACAGCCCAAUUUCCGAGGUAGGCGAUGCUGCAUUGAGGGAUGGCUUGAGCGGAGUCAACCUACACACCAACGGAACCGAGUUCUAUGGCAACUCUUCCAACCUAGCAUUCCUCGGAAACCUUUACGCAAGAGCCCGAAGCCAAGCAGACAACCGAGAUCAAUACCAGCUGGCGGAUUAUGUCUCUCAGCUAAUGCAGGAAACACCUGCUAAUCAACGUGAUCAACCUCCCCAUCCAGAGCCGAGCGAUCACAAAAGCGGGAAGUCGGGCAAGUCACAACUUUCAAUUGUGAACUUGCUUUAUAAUGCGGAUUACCCGGGCCAUCUUUCGCCUCAGUCUCAGAGCGGAGGGGAAGCUGCAACGCCGACGACCCAGUCCGUCCAAAGUAACUCGAGCGGCCUGCUUAGGCCUGUGAGCAAUUCACAAAAAAACCACCUUGAAAUCAUUUUCCCCAGACUUACGAAUAAUGCGCAAAUGGAGAUUGAGAAAAUCUUCAUUGGUAGCUAUUUCGCUAAUAAGCACUACAUCCACCCAAUCCUUUCCAAGAGCUCAUUCAUGAGACGCUGUGAAGUUGAAGCCUGGCCAAAUUCAAGACGUGCUGGCCUCUUUAGAGGUCUCACCAAAUUUGCUAGGCUCUACUUUGCAGUUGUUGCCUUGGGGGCGAUCAAUGCCAGUCCAGACGAGACAUCUUUACUAGACCACUUCUGCCAACAGACAGAUGAUCAAACAAGAGGACCGACAGGUGGAAUGGCUGUUCGCACAGCAGCGGCUAUUGGACUUGGGUCGAGCUUGUCUUCGUUGCCUCCUAGUGCUCGACGGGAAGCUCGACGUACAUGGUGA
This is a messenger RNA of Penicillium antarcticum, 1185 nucleotides long. RefSeq lists its product as uncharacterized. The transcript has 9 exons. NCBI's taxonomy places the organism in Eukaryota, Fungi, Ascomycota, Eurotiomycetes, Eurotiales, Aspergillaceae. The record is from RefSeq and is a predicted model, not a curated record. The coding region runs from base 1 to 1185 and encodes 394 amino acids.